UCUGGCUUUUUGACAGAUGUCAAACAUAACCGAACAUAACCUCACAACUCGAUUUUGCAGAGGCUGAAGAUGGAUGUUUCUGCAAAAAUGCGUCAGGAUAUGCCCCCAGCCGGGGGCUACAAGCCAAUUCCAUACAAAAGAAUCCCAGCGAAGACAUUUUUCAGCGGCUGGGCUUUAAUUGGUGGAUACCUGGGCAUGACUGCUGGAGCUGCAUAUGUCUAUUAUUUGAAUUGCAAAAGUGUCCAUUAUGAAGAAAUUGAGAAUAGGUCGGCAAACUUUGCUGUCUAUCCCAUGUUGACUGCUGAGCGUGACAGGGCUUUCUUGAAGCAGCUUAUUCGUAACAGAGAUGAGGAAGCCGACCUCAUGAAGAAUGUACCUGGAUGGGAAGUUGGUACUUGGUAUGGAGAACCUAUUUACAAGACAACUAAGAUUUUGCCAAUGCCAACCAUGCAAGAGUAUUAUAUCCAUAGCAAUGUCAAUGAUCUUACUAAGAGGGCUCAUCUUAGCUUGUGGUCUUAAUCACUAUAAAAAAAGCUGUGUAGAUCAAUACCUGUGUAAAAUAAAUUAUAGAGUAAUAAAAAUGUGUUAUUUA
This is a messenger RNA of Nicrophorus vespilloides, 592 nucleotides long. RefSeq names its product NADH dehydrogenase [ubiquinone] 1 alpha subcomplex subunit 13 (gene ND-B16.6). Bases 70 to 519 code for a protein of 149 amino acids. Lineage: Eukaryota; Metazoa; Arthropoda; Insecta; Coleoptera; Silphidae. The transcript is spliced from 2 exons. The record is from RefSeq and is a predicted model, not a curated record.